[Candida] anglica is the source of this 4785-nucleotide messenger RNA. The record is from the annotation of a GenBank genome assembly. NCBI's taxonomy places the organism in Eukaryota, Fungi, Ascomycota, Pichiomycetes, Serinales, Debaryomycetaceae.
CAUUUUGGCGGCAAUUGUUCUUUUCCCUACCAUUGACCCCCCAUCCCACCACUCCAACCCUCCCCAUUCAUCACUCACCACCAAACAAAAUGAUGGAGGAUCUUUUCAUGGACAUGGCUCGUGGAGCCGCGGGCCAUUUGGACUUCCUAUGGUCCGAUUAUCACCUCCAGUCGCUGGCAAUGGACCGUUCUGUGGAUGUGCAAUUCGCCACUCUUUCAUCAAACAACACCAUCGACCACCACCAACAUCACGCCCGGUUCUUGUCCUGUUCCACCCGUGGUGAAGGCUGGGGCCCUGUCUCCCCCGUCUACAGUGACUUCACGCCAUGCUUCGUGGCGGCUUUGUACCUUUUCUCGGCUGUUUUAACCAUCGGGGCCGGAGCUCAUCAAAUCUCCAUCCUUCGUCAGAGGAAGGCCUCUGGUGGCAAUAGAGUAGGUCCCAUCUUCUACUCCAAGUUGGCCCUUGUCAUCUUGCAAUUUGUCGUGUUAUCCAUCGCCGGAACAGGCUCCUCUUCGUCCCUCGACAUCAUCAAUGUGUCUGCCCUUGCCAACCUUGUGGCCGUCAUGGUGGCCCUUGGUCUCCAUUACAUUGAACAAUUCAAAACCGUGAUCCCCAAUGGUGUCCUUCUCUUCUAUUGGUUGUUCCAGGUCAUCCUAGGACUUGUCAAGUUUGUCAACUUGAAAUUGAGAAUCGAUUCCUCCCUGUCCUCCCUGCACCACGCUCUCGCUUUGAUUGGUUUGGCCACCGCUAAUGCCCUCAUCAUCCUCCUUGUAGAAUGUUACUUCCCACCAAGACCAAUCAAUAAACUCCCUUCAAAGUCCAAGGUCUCUCCCUAUGAUACCGCCAACAUCUUCUCAAGAAUCACCUUCCAUUGGAUGGCUCUGCUUAUGAAGAAAGGUUACAUUCAAUUCCUCACUGAGGAAGAUCUCCCCACCCUCCCUUCAGAACUUAAACUGAAGGCCACCACGGCUCAAUUCUCCCAUUAUUGGGAUAAACAACUCGCACAGCUGACCUCUUCACCUUCUCUCUUUUGGGCCAUCUGUCAAGCAUUCGGUCUCCCCUUCAUGGUUGGUGGCUUCUUCAAGUUUGUCCAGGAUAUCCUUGCCUUUGCCCAACCACAACUCUUGCGUAUGCUUAUCCGGUUCGUCAACGACUACUCCGAAUCCAAGAAGACCGGCGGUGAACCCCUCCCCUUGACCAGAGGGGUCAUGAUUGCCGUGUCGAUGUUUGUUGUGUCUGUCACCCAAACAGCCGCCCUCCAUCAAUACUUCCAACGUGGGUUCGAUCUUGGAAUGAAGAUAAAAUCCGCUCUUACCGCCAGAAUCUACUCCAAAUCGCUUGUUCUCUCCAACGAGGCCAAACUGCAAUCAAACACCGGGGACAUUGUCAACCUCAUGUCGGUAGACACCCAACGGUUGCAAGACUUGGCCCAAAACCUCCAGAUCAUCUGGUCUGGUCCUUUACAAAUCAUCUUGUGUCUUGUGUCUCUCCAUGGAAUUCUCGGUAAUUCCAUGUGGGCUGGGGUCACCAUCAUGUUGAUCAUGAUCCCAUUGAAUGCCGCCAUCGCCAAGUACCAGAAAAAGCUUCAAAAGACUCAAAUGAAGAACAAGGAUGAACGGUCACGUCUCAUUAGUGAAAUCCUCAACAAUAUCAAAUCUCUCAAGUUGUACGGUUGGGAACAACCUUACCUUGCCCGUUUGAACCAUGUACGUAAUGAAAAGGAAUUGAAAAACUUGAAAAGAAUGGGGAUUUUCUCGGCCAUCUCCAAUUUCUCUUGGAACUUCGCUCCCUUCUUGGUCAGUUGUUCCACCUUUGCCGUCUUUGUGCUCAUUGAAAAGGAUCGUAUGUUGCUGACUGAUAUUGUUUUCCCAGCUUUAUCUCUUUUCAACUUGUUAUCAUUCCCCUUGGCAGUGGUCCCAAUGGUGAUCACAAACAUUGUGGAAUCUCAAGUCGCCGUCACCAGAUUGACCAAGUUUUUAACUGGAACUGAGUUACAAAAGGAUGCUGUCAUCAGAAAUGGGAAAUCUGGUUCUGUUGGUGCUGUUCUGAUCAAAAAUGGAACUUUCCUCUGGACAAAGACCAAUGGUGAAGAAAACUAUAAAGUUGCCCUUUCUCAAAUCAAUUUGGAUGUCAAGACUGGCAAAUUGGAUUGUAUCGUUGGAAAAGUUGGUUCCGGUAAAUCUUCCAUCAUUCAAGCCAUCUUGGGAGAUUUGUACCGUUUGGAAGGUGAAGUCAAGGUUGAUGGAUCUGUAGCAUAUGUCUCACAAGUCCCAUGGAUCAUGAAUGGUACCGUGAAGGAAAACAUUUUGUUUGGUCACAAGUAUGAUCCUGAAUUCUAUGCUACUGUUCUCAAGGCAUGUGCGUUGAGUGUUGAUUUAAAGAUCUUACCCCGUGGUGACAAGACCGAAGUUGGUGAAAAGGGUAUUUCUCUUUCUGGAGGUCAAAAGGCCCGUCUUUCCUUGGCUCGUGCUGUUUAUGCCAGAGCUGACGUUUAUCUUUUGGAUGAUCCAUUAUCUGCCGUUGAUGAACAUGUUGGUAGACACUUGAUCGAUAAUGUGUUGGGACCUGAAGGUUUACUCAAGUCCAAAUGUAAAAUCUUGGCCACCAACGCUAUCCUGGUUUUGAGUAUCGCUGAUAGCAUCCAUAUGGUUAGUGACGGACGCUUGGUGGAACAGGGUACCUACUCUGCCAUCAUGAAGAAGGAAAAGUCUCAAUUGAAACUGUUGAUCGAAGAAUACGGUCGUAAGGCUAAGGAGACCCCUGAAAAGAACUCUGAUGACCAAGAAGAAAAGAACCUGGAUGCAGAAGAAGAAGAAUUGGAAGACCUCGAUGAAGAAGAACUUGCCAUCAUUCAAAAUGCUCGUGUCGACUUGAGAAGGGCCUCACUUGCACCAUUGGAAGACGAUGGCGCUGAUUCCGACUCCCAAUCCGAUUCAGAGGCCGAUAUUGAAGCUGCAAAUGCUAAAAAGGAACACAUGGAACAAGGUAAGGUCAAAUGGGAUGUCUAUCUCCAAUACGCCAAGGCCUGUAACCCCAGCAGAGUUUGCUGGUACCUCGGGUGUACUAUCUUCACCAUGCUCACAUCUGUUUGUUCUAACAUUUGGCUUAAGCAUUGGUCUGAAGUCAACACUGAAAAGGGUUACAACCCAAACAUCGCUCUUUAUCUUGGAAUCUACUUUGGCCUUGGUUUGCUCUCCUCAUCCCUCUCAUUGGCUCAAAACUGUAUUAUGUGGAUCUUCUGUACCAUUCAUGGGCUGAAACGUUUGCACAACAACAUGGCUGUUAGCGUUUUGCGUGCACCAAUGUCCUUCUUUGAAACUACCCCUAUUGGUCGUAUUUUGAACCGGUUCUCCAACGACGUGUACAAGAUCGAUGAGAUCUUGGGCCGUGUGUUUGGUAUGUUCUUCUCCAACAGUAUCAAGGUGAUGUUCACCAUUGUUGUUAUUUGUUUCUCUACCUGGCAAUUCACCUUUAUGCUUGCUCCAAUCGCCAUCUUGUACGUGUACUACCAACAGUACUACAUGAAGACCUCGCGUGAAUUGCGUAGAUUAGACUCUGUCUCCCGGUCCCCAAUCUUUGCCAACUUCCAAGAGUCCUUGAACGGUGUUUCGAUCAUCCGUGCCUAUGGACAACAAGAAAGAUUCCAAUACUUGAAUGAAAGCAGAAUCGAUCGUAACAUGAGUGCCUACCAUCCUUCAAUCAACGCCAACAGAUGGUUGGCUGUUAGAUUGGAAUUCUUGGGUUCUCUCAUCAUUUUAGGUGCUGCUGGUCUUUCCAUCAUGACUCUUUCCUCUGGUAGACUCUCUGCCGGUUUGGUUGGUUUGUCCGUCUCGUACGCCCUUCAAAUCACCCAAUCUCUUAAUUGGAUUGUUCGUAUGACUGUCGAAGUGGAAACCAACAUUGUUUCCGUUGAGAGAAUCUUGGAAUAUUCAAGACUUACCCCAGAAGCACCGGAAAUUAUCGAGGAUAACAGACCUGCUGCUCUGUGGCCAGAAGCUGGUGCCAUCCAAUUCAAGAACUACUCCACCAAGUACAGACCAGAAUUGGACCUUGUUCUCAAGAACAUCAACAUCAACAUUCGUCCGCAUGAAAAGGUUGGGAUUGUUGGUAGAACUGGUGCUGGUAAGUCUUCUCUCACAUUGGCUCUUUUCAGAAUCAUUGAAAGCUGUGGGGGUCACAUUGACGUGGAUAAUGUUGACACAUCCAAGAUCGGUUUAGCUGACUUAAGACAUAAGUUGUCGAUUAUCCCACAAGACUCGCAAGUGUUUGAAGGAUCCAUCAGACUGAACUUGGAUCCAACCGACCGGUCGACCGAUGAACAAAUCUGGCGUGCCUUGGAGUUGUCCCACUUGAAGGACCACGUCCUCAAGAUGUACGAAGAGGCUGACAACAAGGAUGAACUCAAAUCCAAGCUUGAAGUCGGGCUUUCGGAAGGUGGAUCCAACUUGUCUGUGGGUCAAAGACAAUUGAUGUGUCUUGCCAGAAGUUUGUUGAUCCCUUCACACAUUCUUGUGUUGGACGAAGCCACGGCCGCUGUGGACGUGGAAACCGACCGAGUCCUCCAAGAGACCAUCCGUAAGGAGUUCAAGGAUAGAACCAUCUUGACCAUUGCCCAUAGAUUGAACACCAUCUUGGACUCGGACCGAAUCAUUGUUUUGGACCAGGGACAAGUUGCCGAGUUCGACACUCCUGCCAACUUGUUGAAGAAGAAGGAAUCGUUGUUCUACGGCUUGUGCAAAGAAGGUGGGUUUGUCCACGAUGACUAAUUUAUUUAGAGUAUAGAGA